Molecule: messenger RNA, 734 nt
Organism: Ipomoea triloba (trilobed morning glory)
Lineage: Eukaryota; Viridiplantae; Streptophyta; Magnoliopsida; Solanales; Convolvulaceae
Product: COX assembly mitochondrial protein 2 homolog
Exons: 4
Coding region: 235-501 (88 amino acids)
Cellular component (GO): mitochondrion
Source: RefSeq, a predicted model, not a curated record
CCCGUUCGCAACUUGGCAUUGCCGCCAGCGCCACAUCUCCGUUGAGAGGAAAGGAAGGGAAAGCGUUAAAGCUUAGCGUUUGCGGCAUCUUUUCUCACGAUUCAAAGAAAUCCUCAGCGGAUUAGCUCUAACAAGUUGUCAACUAUUGUACUAUUGUAAGCAGCAGCGGAUCGAGUGGGAAUUUUAGCAGAUUAGCUCCACAAAUUGCGAGGGAUCUGAGUUCAUUGGAAAAAGAUGCAUCCUCCUCUGACAUUACAUCGGCACCCAAUGUGUGCAGAAAUUAUCGAGCAGUUUCAGAAAUGUCAUCUGGACCACCCCAUUGGGAAAUUCUUUGGCGAAUGCACUGAUCUGAAGAUAAAGCUUGACCGCUGCUUCAGGCAGGAAAAAGCCGUGAAGCGGAAAUCAAACUUCGAGGAGAGUAAGAAGUUGAAGGAGAGGCUGCAGGCAUACAGGAAGGAAACUGCCGAGGGGAGCCAAGAAGGCACAUUUGCACAAGCUUAAUCUUGAUUCAGCCUCCACCCACAUUAAUAGAUGCUAUUAAUUAUUUGUCUGAGAACAUUAGUUACCAUAGUUGAGGACAAAUUCUGUGUUUGCCAGGAUUAGCAAGUUUUUGAGAACAAAAAGUUGAAAUAAUUUUACUUCAGGAAACCUGUUAUAGAAAUGUUGUCUAUUGUAGAUCCAACUUUUAUAUGGAUUAAUCAAAGAGCAAAAUUAAAGUUACGUAUUUAGCAUCA